Erigeron canadensis is the source of this 2135-nucleotide messenger RNA. Its product is annotated as amino acid permease 6-like. The transcript is spliced from 7 exons. NCBI's taxonomy places the organism in Eukaryota, Viridiplantae, Streptophyta, Magnoliopsida, Asterales, Asteraceae. The record is from RefSeq and is a predicted model, not a curated record. The coding region runs from base 618 to 2024 and encodes 468 amino acids. Gene Ontology annotation, cellular component: plasma membrane.
AAAGUCAGUUUUAAAUAAAGUUGUCGGGCCGUUUUUACCUUUGAACGUCAUUGGAGACGCCAAUGUAGACUAAAUCUUUUGUGGUGUGUAUGGUAGUUGGGUGGGGCCUCUUACUUUGAUAGUUUGAUGGAAAUUAUCGUCACGUUUGCAUGAAAUAUAUAUACUAUGUAUUAAAGUAUGGUGGAAUGUUGUUAGAAAACUACUAUUAAAAUUGUCACAAAUAGUAAUUAUUUAGGCAAUGAUUGAAAAAAAGAAAAAAAUAAAUAAAUUUGAGUGAGUUAAGACCGUCAUUUUAAAAACAAAUGGACCUGAAAUUGAAGUGGAAACCUAAGUAGGAUCUCCAUUAGUAAAUUUCGAGCUUUCAAUAAUAAGUCAAAUGAAAUGUGUGAUUAUUAAUGUUAUGUAUAUAUAUAUAUAUUUUUCUCAUAAAGUAAGAGUAACUACCAAACACACUCCUUAACACACACUUUAACACAAAGUUGCAUUUUGGUAGUGUUUUCAUCAGCCACAUCCACUUAAUUAAUUAUGCUUUCUUCCCCUAUUAAUAUCUACAUUGACACCAAUAUGUUCCUUGCCAUUGCAUUUCUUAAUUUGUUAAGUGAAGCACACACAAAGAAAUGCAGAAACAAUUAAGUUUAUCGAUGGAAAAAGGAGACUCCAACGAUCUAUAUGAUGACGAUGGAAGAAUAAAGAGAACUGGGACCUUAAUGAGUGCAAGUGCACACAUCAUAACAGCAGUUAUAGGAUCCGGAGUGUUGUCACUAGCCUGGUGUUUUGGACAAUUGGGUUGGAUUGCCGGAACCGCUUCCCUUAUGAUCUUUGCAGUCAUUACUUGGUUCACUUGCCUCUUGCUUUCAGACUGCUACAGGUCCCCUGAUCCUGUAACCGGUGCAAGAAACUACAAUUAUAUGCAAGCAGUCAAAGCUAAUCUUGGAGGACUUCAGUACAAAUUCUGCGGAAUAGCUCAGUAUGGAAUUCUUAUUGGUGCUACCAUUGGAUAUACCAUCACUGCCGCCAUAUCCAUGGCGGCAAUUAACCGUUCAAACUGUUUCCAUAAGAGCGGCCAACACAAUGGGUGUCACACAUUGAACAACUCGUAUUUAUUAAUAUUUGGUAUUAUAGAAAUUGUUUUAAGCCAAAUUCCAAACUUUCACAAGCUCUCACUCAUCUCCAUUGUCGCGACCAUCAUGUCGUUUACCUAUGCUUCCAUUGGCAUUGCUCUCUCCAUUGCCAAAAUUGCAGAAGGUGGGCACCCGAGAACAAGCUUAACAGGAAUACCAGUUGGGAAAGAUAUGCCAAGUGUUGAGAAAAUGUGGAGCACUUUUUCGGCCAUUGGAGAUAUUGCUUUUGCCUAUUCUUUCUGUCCGGUCCUCCUUGAGAUACAGGACACACUUAGAUCCAGUCCUCCGGAAAACAAAGUCAUGAAAAGGGCAUCUACUGUGGGGGUCUCGGCUUCCACCUUAUUCUACAUGAUAUGUGGUACACUUGGUUAUGCAGCAUUUGGUAACGAUGCACCUGGAAAUUACUUGACUGGGUUUGGAUUUUAUGAGCCAUUUUGGCUUAUUGACUUCGGUAACUUGUGCAUUGUAAUUCAUCUUCUAGGAGCUUACCAGGUGUACAUCCAGCCAUUCUUUGCAUUCGUGGAAGACUGGAGCAAAGAAAAAUGGCCUCAAAACAAAUUAAUAACUAGAGAAUACUCGAUUGGUAAAUUAAAGCUAAACAUCUUCAGGUUGACAUGGAGGUCAACAUAUGUGGUUUUAGCAACACUGGUGUCCAUGAUCUUUCCGUUUUUCAAUAGUUUUCUUGGGCUUAUCGGUGCUACUACAUUCUGGCCACUAACAGUUUAUUUCCCAAUAGAGAUGUAUAUUUCCCAAGCAAAGAUUCAAAAGAAUUCUUUCACCUGGAUUUGGAUGAAAGUAUUAAGCAUGGCAUGUUUGAUUGUAUCACUUGUUGCUGCAGCUGGUUCUAUCCGAGGACUCGCUGUGUCAGUUGAGUCCUUCAAGCUGUUCCAUUCGGUGUCUUAGACUCUGAAACCUUUUUUUCUUCCUUCUGUAUAAAGGAUAUCCCAGAUGUGAUGUAAUAUGCAUUUGUUAAAUUCUCAAAAUUUGAUGCUUUUCGGUAGACUAGCAUACCAA